Puccinia triticina is the source of this 2064-nucleotide messenger RNA. RefSeq lists its product as uncharacterized. Gene Ontology annotation, biological process: tRNA N2-guanine methylation. Bases 1 to 2064 code for a protein of 687 amino acids. NCBI's taxonomy places the organism in Eukaryota, Fungi, Basidiomycota, Pucciniomycetes, Pucciniales, Pucciniaceae. The record is from RefSeq and is a predicted model, not a curated record. The transcript has 8 exons. Gene Ontology annotation, cellular component: nucleus. Gene Ontology annotation, molecular function: RNA binding.
AUGAACCACUUCAGGAGAAUAUCCAUCAGACUCAACCACUACCACUACAACCCCAGAAGACUCAUGGCCAGCUUCCCAGAACCACCGCCAGGCUACAAAGCACACCAGGAAGCCUCCACACAGAUCCUCAUCAAGCUGGAAAACGAGCAGCAACCCUCAGAAGCAUUCAUCAACCCCGUCCAGGAAUACAACCGAGACCUCUCAAUCGCAGCCAUCAAGGCCUGGAGCUCGCUCAGGAACCAGGAGCUCGAAGCCAAAUGGACCCUCUCAAGAACCAACCAUCAGCGGAAAAAGAAUAACAAGCGCCCCGCAGGCCCGCCCGACCCCCAUCCUCACAACCCCAAGAAACUCAAACAACAUGAACCUGACCAGCAGCAGCCUGAUCCAACUACUGUGCCAGAAGAGCCCGUGGCCAAUGAGUCGGCCCAGCAGACUGCACCGCCUCACGAGGACAUCAAGUCCAAUAAGCAACCGCCGGCCUUCCAGCCCCAAAAGUUCACCGCACUCGAAGCCUUAUCGGCCACUGGCCUGCGCGCGAUCAGAUACGCCAAGGAGAUCCCGACCCUCAGGUCGAUCGUAGCCAACGAUUUGUCCCCCUCGGCCGUCGCCUUGAUCAAGGCGAACAUCACCCACAACGGGCUUGAUCCGGAGGACCCAUCGGGCCAGCAGGAGGCCAAGGUGCGGGUCACCCAAGGCGACGCAUGUGAUUUGAUGUAUUCACAUCGGCAACCCGAUCGCCAGUUCGAUGUCGUCGACCUCGACCCAUAUGGCACCGCAGCCCCCUUCAUCGAUGCGGCAGUUCAAUGUGUCCGAAACGGCGGUCUCUUGUGCGUCACUUGUACAGAUCUGGCGGUCUUAGCCGGAAGCGCCUAUCCCGAAAAAUGUUUCUCAAACUACGGAGGCAGUUCGAUGCGCGCUGAAUAUUCACACGAGUAUGCGCUCCGUCAAGUGAUCCAUACGUUGGCCAGUUCGGCGGCAAGGUACGGCAAACAGAUCACGCCCUUACUGUCCUUGUCGAUCGACUUCUACGUGCGGAUCUUCGUCCGGGUCUCCAAUUCGCCCGCAGAGGUCAAGAAAUGCAUCACGAAUACGGCGGUAGUGUACGUGUGUUCGGGCUGUGCGGGCUUCCAUUUCCAAGCCAUGGGCCGGACGAACACGAAGCCAACGAAGGCGGGUCGCGGGACGAAUGUGUCGUACCAGAACGCGUGUGGGCCGCCGAUGCCGGGCGUGACGUGCGAGGAGUGUGGCGGCAAGUUCCACGUCGCGGGCCCGCUGUGGAGCGGGCCCUUGCAUGACCAGGGCUUCUGCGACAGGGUGCUGGAGGUCGUCGAGGCUGACGAGGAGCCGGUGAAGACGGCGGAGCGGAUCCGGGGGAUGGUCGGCCUGGCCAAGACGGAGCUUGCAGAGGCCCCGUUCUUUUUCACCCCGGCCAAGCUCUCGGGACUCUUCAAGUGCAGUUCGCCCUCCCUCUUGACCGUCGGGUCGGCCAUCCUCAACGCCGGCUUCGCCCUCUCUAGAUCCCAUUGUCAGCCCGGCUCGAUCAAGACUGACGCCCCUAGGGCCUUCAUCCACGACCUUAUGAAGACCUGGAUCGAUGCCCAGACCGCCCCGACGACGUCCAAGCCUGCGGAUCCCGCUCCUGUCUUCCAGCCCAGUUCAGUUGGGGGGGCGACGGCUGCGGGUGUCGCUGAUGCUCUGACCAAGGAUGGCGAAGUGAAAGAGGCAGAAGCGAAAGAUGAGGAGGUGAAGGAUUGCGAAGUAAAAGAUGGAGAAGGCAAGAACAAUGUCCAAGCAAAAGAUGGUGACGUACAAGAACAGAAAAGUGCAGUUGAAGGACCGGGAGAACAAACAAGAGAGAUAUCAGAAGCAUGCCGCGCCCAUGCCGCCAAGAACUCGACGAACCCGCGUCUAGCCGGCCUACUUUCCAGGCCAUGCAGGUACCAAGUCGACCUUUCGUACAACAAACAGGUCGAGAAACAGCUCUUGACCGGCCUCAAAAUCGUCCGUUACCAGGCUAACCCUGCGCCUAAUUGGGGCCCCAAAGCUCGCGCGCUUAAGAAGUAG